AUGCUUAAGGUACAUGAAAACUUUUCUCGCUUUGGUUUUUGUGGUGAUUAUACUAUUGGUCUAAUUGAUGCCACACACAUUUUGAUUCACUUGGUGCACGAGAAUGACUAUGCACGGUUAUUCCUCAAACCACUGUGGUAUAUUGAUACCCCAAUUGCUCCAGUCUGGGUAUCCUUUCCACUGCUACCUAUUCACUUUCGGGCUAAGAGCAGUUUAUAUGCUAUUACUAAAGCUAUUGGCCUUCCGUUGCGUAUCGAUGAGGCAACAUCUGAUCUUCGUCGCCCCAGUGAUGCUAGAGUACGUGUGGAGGUUAAUUUGGACUACGAUCUCCCUGACAGAGUUUGGAUUGAGAGGGAAAAGAUUGGUGGCUAUUGGCAACAAGUUAUAUAUGACCAGAAGCCAGAAUUUUAUUAUAAAUGUAGACAUUUUGGGUACUUAGAAGUUCAGUGUAAACUUGGCAUAAGAUCAGCACCACCUCCUGUUGUUGAGCCUAUCCCUAAACUUGUUAUCCCUGCUAAGGAUAAGGACAAGGGAAAGGCAAUUCAGGGUGAGCCACGUCAGAGGUGGACCCCAGUUCAUAGAGAGCAGAAGAGACAGCAGGCUAGCACAUCAGGUGCACAUGUUUCCCAAGCGGAUCCACCUACUGUAGCCCAAUCAAUUGCAUCCAUAGUAGCCACUGCUUUAGUUAAUCCUCCAAUAGUGCAGUCAGUAGCUCCAGACACUAUUGCUCCUUCGAGUGCCAUUACACCAGCCUUGGCUCUAUCACAGCCUGUUAUUAAUAUUGAUAGUGAUUACACUGACCCCUUGGUUCACGACAUGUCUCGACGAACACAUGAUUCAGAGGCUAUAGAUACAGUUGUCAGACAGCUUCCCGGCCCUACACCUGGUCGUAUUGGUAAUCCUGCCUCUAGCUCUCCACUUGUUUGUCAACAGAACAUUGAAGCUUCUAUUCCUUCAGUAGAGUCUGAUCAAUCAGAUACUGAAGCUACAUCACAGAUUGAGGUCCAUCAGCAGGGUGUGUUCCGUAGGUCUUCUGUUGAGGAUUUGGUGGGUAUGGCUGGUAGAUCAGAGGAUGACGAUUUUGUCUGA
Molecule: messenger RNA, 1089 nt
Organism: Olea europaea var. sylvestris
Lineage: Eukaryota; Viridiplantae; Streptophyta; Magnoliopsida; Lamiales; Oleaceae
Exons: 2
Coding region: 1-1089 (362 amino acids)
Source: RefSeq, a predicted model, not a curated record